UUCAUCAUCCCCAGGAUCCCAACCCCGAAAAGGAAAGCAGAUCGCCGGAGAAGGGACGAGAGAGAGAGAGAGAGAGAGAGAGAGAGAGAGAUCGAAGGGAUGGAUCUACUGAAAAAAGAGUUGCAGAAGAAGAGACAGAGCUUAGCACAAGACGUGGGAGGCAAGAAGGUCUUCAAACGUUCAGAGAUCGAGCAGAAGAGGAUCCAGAGGAUUCGCGAGGAAGAGAAGCGGGAGUUGGAAGCCAAAUCUGUCCGCGAGAAACAACAUAACCCCACCACUGACACCACCUCCGCCACCUCCGACGCCUCAAACCCUAAUUCCAAAUCGGAUCCACCAUCCUCCUCCAAAACCCUAGAAAAACUCACAGAUGAGCAGAAGAUCGACGAACUCGUUCUCCCCAAGCAAGAAGUCAUCCGCCGCCUUCGUUUCCUCAAGCAACCCAUCACCCUCUUCGGGGAAGACGAUGAGGCUCGGCUCGAUCGCCUGAAGCUGACGCUCAAGGCCGGUAUUUUCGAGGUUGACAGUGAUAUGACCGAAGGACAGACAAACGACUUCUUGAGGGACAUCGCAGAGCUUAGGAAGCGACAGAAAACAGGGCUUAUGAGUGACCGGAAACGGAAGAAUAAGGAGGAUGGCAUGGAAGAUGGGGAUGGCGGGGGAGGUGGUGAUGGUGACAUGAGUGGAGACGGAUGUUCUUCUGGUGUUGAUGCCGAUAAGGAUUUGAAGCGGAUGAAAUCGAAUAUCGAGGAUUUAUGUGACGAGGAUAAGAUCCUUGUUUUCUUUAAGAGGCUUUUGAAUGAGUGGAAACAGGAGCUUGAUGACAUGUCCGAGACGGAGAAGAGGACUGCCAAAGGGAAAGCCAUGGUAGCUACAUUCAAGCAGUGUGCCCGCUAUCUCCAUCCCCUCUUCAAGUUUUGUCGGAAGAAGGUUCUUCCAGAUGAUAUCCGUCAAGCACUGUUGGUGGUGGUUGAAUGCUGUAUGAAGCGAGACUACUUAGCUGCAAUGGACCAGUAUAUCAAAUUGGCUAUUGGAAAUGCACCUUGGCCUAUUGGUGUCACUAUGGUUGGUAUCCAUGAGCGUUCAGCCCGUGAGAAGAUUUACACGAAUAGUGUGGCCCACAUCAUGAACGAUGAGACAACACGUAAGUACCUCCAGUCCAUAAAGAGAUUGAUGACUUUUUCUCAGCGAAGGUACCCGACUAUGCCAUCUAAGGCAGUUGAGUUCAAUAGCUUGGCAAACGGAAGUGAUUUGCAGUCACUACUAUCAGAAGAAAAUGCACUUAUGAGCAGUCAGGCCUCUGAGGAGAGAUUGCGGCUGAUGCCUGCAUAAGAGCAGAGCUUAGUUAUAGAACAAGAUUUAAUUACUAUGUACAUUAUCAGUUAUCAUGAUGUUACAAUACGGUUUACUAGUCUUGUUUGUCUCGAACGAUAUUCUAUAUGUUCACUUCUGGUGCAUUAGAAAGGAAUUAAUUCUGUUUAUGUAA
Molecule: messenger RNA, 1483 nt
Organism: Telopea speciosissima
Lineage: Eukaryota; Viridiplantae; Streptophyta; Magnoliopsida; Proteales; Proteaceae
Product: pre-mRNA-splicing factor 18
Exons: 2
Coding region: 100-1329 (409 amino acids)
Biological process (GO): RNA splicing; generation of catalytic spliceosome for second transesterification step
Cellular component (GO): U2-type post-spliceosomal complex; U5 snRNP; U4/U6 x U5 tri-snRNP complex
Source: RefSeq, a predicted model, not a curated record